Messenger RNA from Phlebotomus argentipes, 1371 nucleotides. Its product is annotated as L-dopachrome tautomerase yellow-f-like. Lineage: Eukaryota; Metazoa; Arthropoda; Insecta; Diptera; Psychodidae. The coding region runs from base 1 to 1371 and encodes 456 amino acids. Gene Ontology annotation, cellular component: extracellular region. The record is from RefSeq and is a predicted model, not a curated record. The transcript has 2 exons.
AUGGUGAAAAAUCUCAAAAUAUAUUGUGCUCUGUUCUUGUGCUUUUGCUUUAUAACAAUUGGAGAAAGCAGUGAAGUGGAGGAAGUUUUUCACUGGAAAGAAGUUAUUUUCGAAGAUCUACCUUUCGCAGAUGACACCCUCAUUGGCCCCUAUCCGUACAACAUUCCAUCCAGCAAUGAUGUGCAGGGCAUUAACUAUCAUGCUGCAAGCGGACUCAUGAUUGCCACUGUCGGACGACUUCGGCCAGGAGUUCCGUCGAAUCUCAACGCUUUCUGCACUUCAGAUUACGAUGAAGGAACGAGUCCUCAUCUUUGGGGAUUUCCCAAUUACGCAAGAAACACUCUCAAGGCAUCGUUUUACAAUCAAGGGAGAAGAUUGAAUUCUCUCAGGAAGAAUUAUUAUCCCUCAUAUUUUAAUCACAUUUACGCUGACUAUAUUCGAGAACAUGAUUACACCAUCGUUAGCGUCUAUUAUCCUCACAUUGAUGAACGAUGCAAUCGCCUUUUUGUUCUAGACACUGGAUAUCUGCAUUAUUCACCUACUCAAAAUUAUGAUGUGCAGAAUCCAGCACUUCUUGUUUAUGAUCUACCUUUGAAUGGAUGUCGAUCACGUAAUUUUCCAUUAAUAAGACGCGUUGAGAUUCCCAAUCAUCUUUGGACUUUUAAAAUGGGCCUUGACUUCAUAUCAUUUGAUUAUCAACCUAAAGGUUCAUGUGAAGAUUUAAUUGUUUACAUAUCCAAUGUUCUCGAUAACAGUUUAGUUGUUUACGAUUACAAACGCGGGGAUUUCUGGACAUUUGCCGAUGAAUCAAUGAAGCCAAUUCUUUCUGAAUCAAUACUGUUUUUCAAAACAUUCACUUACUUCAUUCCACUCGGAAUAACGAAUGUUGUCCUUGGAUAUCCGGAUAAGAAUGGCGAUAGAAAUCUUUACUACAGUCCAGGUUCAAGCGUAACAGAAUAUAUUGUCUCUACCAAGCUUUUAAAGGACAAAAAGGCCUCAUAUAAGUAUAAUAGGGAAGAUUUUACACUAAUCGGCUAUCGAGGCUGCGGCUCAGAAGCUUAUAGACAGGUCUUUGACCCAGAAACAGGAGUGAUUUUCUUCGGAGAAUCAAAUUCGCACAGAAUCAGUUGCUGGAAUACUCGACUUCCCUUCAAUCCAGACACAAUUGGAGUUGUUUUUGAGUCCGAUCUUCUGUUAUUUCCAUCUGAGCUGUUCUUGGAUUCGGAAGGUUUUCUCUGGUUUCUAACAAAUCAACUUCCUCUUAUGUUUAACAGCGCGGACAUUCUUGACACGACUGAGAUUAAUUCCAGACUAUUUCGUGUAAAGGCAUCUGAAGCUGUUAAAGGAACGAUUUGCGACAAUUUAUAUUAG